Schistosoma mattheei is the source of this 567-nucleotide messenger RNA. The record is from the annotation of a GenBank genome assembly. Lineage: Eukaryota; Metazoa; Platyhelminthes; Trematoda; Strigeidida; Schistosomatidae.
AUGAUGAUGAUGAUGAUGAUGAUGAUGAUGAUGAUGAUGAUGAUGAUGAUGAUGAUGAUGAUGAUGAUGAUGAUGAUGAUGAUGAUGAUGAUGAUGAUGAUGAUGAUGAUGAUGAUGAUGAUGAUGAUGAUGAUGAUGAUGAUGAUGAUGAUGAUGAUGAUGAUGAUGAUGAUGAUGAUGAUGAUGAUGAUGAUGAUGAUGAUGAUGAUGAUGAUGAUGAUGAUGAUGAUGAUGAUGAUGAUGAUGAUGAUGAUGAUGAUGAUGAUGAUGAUGAUGAUGAUGAUGAUGAUGAUGAUGAUGAUGAUGAUGAUGAUGAUGAUGAUGAUGAUGAUGAUGAUGAUGAUGAUGAUGAUGAUGAUGAUGAUGAUGAUGAUGAUGAUGAUGAUGAUGAUGAUGAUGAUGAUGAUGAUGAUGAUGAUGAUGAUGAUGAUGAUGAUGAUGAUGAUGAUGAUGAUGAUGAUGAUGAUGAUGAUGAUGAUGAUGAUGAUGAUGAUGAUGAUGAUGAUGAUGAUGAUGAUGAUGAUGAUGAUGAUGAUGAUGAUGAUGAUAAAAAAGAGAAAAGAAUGA